UAUGAAGGACCGAGAACUGACACGCGAGUGACAGAUUAAAGUAAAAACCGGAUUGUUAGUGUUUCAUUAUUUUCGUUAUAUAGACCUUUAUCAGAGUAUUUCAUCAAUUAUUAAAGCUCCUCCGCGUCUUGCAGCCGCUCGGAUCCAAUCAGUACCGAACGAAACGUCGACCAGUAAGGACUAUACGGCGACCAUCAGGUGUGACGGCAGUAGUACCUUCGUGUGGUCGGAGUACCAAACAUGUAAAACCAUUGAUGACGGGCGUCGGAUAUGGUGCCGCCAACGUUUGGUGACGAUGGGCAAAGGACGCGAUGCCUCCCUGAUAGGGGAGGAAGUAGACGAAACGUCGCGGUGGCGAUAGCGGUGGUUGUUUUAGUGAUAGGAGGGUGUGAUGCAGGUAAAAGGAGACACGGGAGUGUGGGGAGUAAUGGGAGUUACGCGUUGGGAGCGAAUAGGUUGAGCCAUGUGAGACCUGGACCUGUGAUGAUAGGAAAAGAGGAUGAUUUCGUAGCCAAAGGAAAAAUAUGUAUUGGUACCAACGGACGGAUGUCAGUACCAUCCAACAAGGACCACCAUUACCGUAAUUUGAAGGACCGAUUCACCAACUGUACAUACGUCGAUGGAAACCUGGAACUGACAUGGCUGAGAGACGACAAUUUGGAUUUGAGCUUCUUGCAGUACAUCCGAGAGGUUACCGGAUAUGUUUUAAUAUCCCACGUCGAUAUCAAGAGGAUAGUACUGCCAAGGCUCCAAAUCAUCAGAGGAAGAACUCUCUUCAAAAUGAGCAAAGAAAACGAGGAAUAUGCUUUGGCUAUCACUCUAAAUCAAAUGUACACAGUGGAGUUACCAGCUUUACGAGAUAUCCUGAAAGGAAGCGUAGGGAUAAUGAAUAAUUACAACUUAUGUCAUAUAAAGUCAAUCGACUGGAAAGAGAUAAUUUCCGAUCCAAAAGCCAAAGAAGUGUACGCUUAUAAUUUCACAGCGGGUGAACGCGAAUGCCCGCCCUGCCAUCGAGACUGUUACAGAGGAUGCUGGGGUGAAGGCAAAGAAAACUGUCAACUGUUCUCCAAAACCACCUGCAGUCCUCAAUGUGCCGAUGGGAGAUGUUUUGGACCAAAACCCCGAGAAUGCUGCCACCUAUUCUGCGCGGGAGGCUGUACAGGCCCAACGAAAAGCGACUGCAUAGCCUGUAGAAACUUCUACGAUGACGGCGUUUGUACUAGCGAUUGCCCUCCCAUGCAAAUCUACAACCCCGGAACGUAUUCUUGGGAGGUUAACCCUUCGGGAAAGUACGCCUACGGUGCUACUUGCGUGAAGAAGUGUCCUGAACAUCUUUUAAAAGACAACGGAGCUUGUGUAAGAUCUUGUCCUGCAAACAAGAAAGCUCAGGAUGGUGAAUGUGUGCUCUGUGAUGGACCCUGUCCUAAAACUUGUAUCGGUGACACUAUAGUUCACUCCGGCAACAUCGAUUCCUUCAAAGGCUGCACUGUUAUAGAAGGGUACUUAAAUAUCUUAGAAAACACUUUCAACGGGUUCCAGCAAGUGUUUCCUAACUACACUUUCGGAGAGAGAUACGAAAAGAUGCAUCCUAAUAGACUGUCAGUUUUUAAUACGCUUAAAGAGAUAACAGGCUACCUCAACGUCCAGGCUUCCCAUCCCGACUUCAAGUCCCUCUCCUACUUUAGGAACCUAGAGGUGAUUCAUGGAAGGGCGUUACAUGAGUACUCUUCCUCACUUUACAUCGUUAAAACCUCACUGGAGACUCUGGAACUGAGAUCGUUGAAUAAAAUCAAUAUGGGCAGCGUGGCAAUUUUGGAAAAUAAGAAUUUGUGUCUGGCUGACGGGUUGAAUUGGGAUAAAAUCAGGAAGAGCAAGGAGCAUUCGUUGAUGCUGUCGAACAACGGUGAGACGAGGUCGUGCGAGGCUAGAGGAUUGGUGUGUGAUCCUCAGUGUAGUAGAGAUGGCUGUUGGGGACCUGGUCCGGAACAGUGUCUGUCAUGUGCUUACUACAAACUGGGAAACAAAUGUCUUCAGGAUUGCAGAGUUCAGUCAAGAAUCUAUGAAGCUGACAACCGUGAAUGCAAGCCCUGUCACGAACAGUGUGGACACUCGUGUGUUGGUCCUGGUUCCGAUAAUUGUACGACCUGCAAGAAUUUCAAGGAUGGACCUUUUUGCGUUGAGAAGUGCCCCACCAACAAAUACGUUGAAAAUGGAGUAUGCAAACCAUGUCAUAGUACCUGUGUUGAUGGCUGUACCGGUCCAUUCAACACCUUGGGUGCCAACGGAUGCAACUCAUGCGAAAGAGCCAUCAUGAACGAAAAUGCCACUGUCGACGUUUGCCUCCACAUCAACGAUCCCUGUCCAGAAGGGUAUUUUGUAGAAUGGGUUGGACCCCAAGUCCAGGAAGAAUCCCAUUUGAAGAGCAUGACGGGAAAAGCGAUAUGUCGCAAAUGUCAUCCGAGAUGCAAGAGGUGCAAUGGAUACGGAUUCCACGUCAAUGUCUGUCAAGAAUGCACCAAUUUCAAGAAAGGCGAACUAUGCGAGGAUGAAUGUAUGACGGAUUAUUAUCCUGAUAUUGCUACACAUGUGUGCAUUGCCUGUAAUCCAGAAUGCAGAGGAUGUAAGGGACCGGGUCCUGAUAAUUGUAUUGGCUGUCAAAACUAUAGACUUUAUGACGAUGGAUAUAUUGAUCCUAAUAACACUUUUAGAUGCGUGUCAUCAUGUCCUCCAGAAUUUCCUCACAGGAUCUACCCAGAACGAUCAGACGCUUACUGUUCCGACAAACCCCAGAGCAUCCCACUCAUGUCAUCAAAAAAUUCAACCUACGUGGCUAUCAGCAUCUGCUUCGUUGUCGGUGUGGUAGUUGUCAUUUUGGUUAUUGGAGCCCUUUGCUAUUGUCAAAAGAAGGAAAAAAUCAAAGAAAAUGCCUUGAAAAUGAGCAUGGCUUUGACUGGCAUUGAUGACAACGAACCCUUGAGACCCAGUAACGUCCAGCCCAAUGUUGCCCAACUCAGAAUCAUCAAAGAUACAGAAAUACGAAAAGGAAGUACUCUGGGAUAUGGUGCAUUUGGUGUAGUGUACAAAGGCGUAUGGGCAAUCGAUGGUGAAAAUUCCACCAAAAUCCCGGUUGCAAUCAAAGUUUUAAGAAACGAUACUACAGCGAAUAAUAGCAAAGAAUUCUUGUCCGAAGCUUAUAUCAUGGCCAGCGUGGAUCAUCCAAACUUGCUAAAGUUAUUAGCUGUCUGUAUGACAUCGCAGAUGAUGCUCAUCACUCAACUAAUGCCAUUAGGUUGUUUGCUGGAUUUUGUCCGGAAAAAUCAUGAUAAGAUUGGUUCAAAAACUUUGCUCAAUUGGUGUACUCAAAUCGCCAGAGGAAUGGCUUAUCUAGAGGAGAAACGAUUGGUGCAUCGUGACCUAGCAGCAAGAAACGUGCUAGUACAGAAACCCAGCUGUGUAAAAAUCACCGAUUUUGGAUUGGCCAAACUUCUCGAUAUCGACGAGGAAGAAUACAGGGCUGCCGGUGGUAAAAUGCCAAUCAAAUGGCUGGCUUUGGAAUGUAUACAACAUAGGAUAUUCACACACAAAUCGGACGUCUGGGCCUUUGGAGUUACUGUUUGGGAGUUACUUACUUUUGGCGGAAGACCUUAUGAUAAUGUACCAGCUAGAGAUGUGCCAGAGUUACUAGAAAAAGGUGAAAGACUUCCCCAACCUCACAUAGCUACCAUAGAAGUCUACAUGGUCAUGAUCAAGUGCUGGAUGUUAGACGCCGAAACCAGACCAUGCUUCAAGGAAUUAGAAGACGAAUUUUCAAAGAUGGCUCUUGAUCCUGGCAGGUACCUUAUUAUCCCUGGUGACAAGUUCCUUCGGUUCCAAGGAGGACUAAGUACUCCUAUGAGCGACAGAGAUAUUGUCUUGUCUUUGGCAUCAGAAAACACGGAAAGUUCUGAAAUGGACGACUAUAUGCACCAGCCGAAGUCGCGCAUGCCACUGCAUUCGACGGGAAUGACGUCACUUUCGGGUAUGACGUCGAUAUCACCAACCCCUGAUCGGUAUAGAGCCACAGCACCUCCUACACCUGAUGGAAGUUCGAUAUAUCCCUCUUCUCAAAACCAGUUCAAUCAUAAACUUUUGAGACAUUCUCAAGGAAUGCCGUGUCACUUCCAUCCUUCACUCCAAGGCACCCAGUCAGACAUCUCUUCCAUAAAAUACUGCGGAGAUUCCCUGAAACUUCGAGAAUCUGACAUGGGUUCGGACGAAUACGACUCCAGCGGAAAAUCCCAACAGGCCCAAAUAGGAAACCUCAAACUCGAACUCCCCGUAGACGAAGACGACUACCUUAUGCCUUCGCCUCAGCACACCCAAACGACUUCGACUUACCUCGACUUGAAGAAUACCACCGACCACGCUAGCAACGCGAAUCUUUACACCGAUUUAUUCAAAAACAACAUCGACAAUCCGGAAUACCUUAUGGGCAACGAAUCACCGAUCGAACAGACUGUAGGUCUUCCUGAUGUUUCUGAUUUUGUCGUGCCUCCAUCACCAUCAUCUGUCAGUGACGUAGUCAAGGCCGUGUACUUGCCUCCUCACAAAGCCAGUGAGGAGGAGAGUGAUCACGAGUGUUACAACGACGUAGACAGGCUUAGGAGGGAGUUGCAACCCUUACAAAAAUGUAAAGAUGGCGCUAUAGUUUGAAGUGUUUUAGAGACGAUGCUGUUAUUUAGUGUUAAGGCAGAACUGCGGGUGUUUUUAUACAGCCCUGGACUGAUAUUUUUGAGUAAUGUACAAACCUAUGGCCUUUUGUACUUCCCGACGUGGUAAAAAGGCUGUGUAAAACGAAGGCAUUUUUAAAAUUGUUUCGACCAUGUCUCGAAACGACGUAAUAAAUAUUAUAGUGCCUGCAUAUUCGAUAAGGAGAAUCCAUUUAAAAUUAAGCUACUUAACUAGAUUUUAGGACGCUGGCUUCCCAGUACUGUCACAGAUGACAAUAACUGAAAGCCAUUUUUACACGUGGCGUUUUUUAAUGUACAUAUUAUUCUCUUUGGUCUUUUAUAACAAAUUUUAUUGUAAAUAAUGUCUGUUUAAAAUGUAGGGUUUAGUCGUUCGACAUGGGUUCGAAGAUUUAAACUUUUCUGUAUAAUAUUGAAGUCUGGCUUUACUACAAACAUAUAUACAACGUAUUGUUUAUAAUAUAUUAACAUUUUGAAUAUGAGAAUUUACAGUAAAGAAAGUUUUUUGACUGGCGCAGUAGACGCAGAUACAUUUUAGUUCUAGCUUUGCUAUACCGUGCUGGCAACUAUUACACUUUUGGGUCGGUAUUUACAUGAGUGGAAGUAAAUCGCAUAGGGAUCAAAUUAAGUCGGCGUUGUCGGUACGCCUUUCCCUAUCAAGUAA
Messenger RNA from Sitophilus oryzae (rice weevil), 5391 nucleotides. RefSeq names its product epidermal growth factor receptor (gene Egfr). The transcript has 11 exons. The record is from RefSeq and is a predicted model, not a curated record. The coding region runs from base 271 to 4692 and encodes 1473 amino acids. Gene Ontology annotation, biological process: positive regulation of kinase activity; positive regulation of cell population proliferation; protein phosphorylation. Gene Ontology annotation, molecular function: transmembrane receptor protein tyrosine kinase activity; ATP binding. NCBI's taxonomy places the organism in Eukaryota, Metazoa, Arthropoda, Insecta, Coleoptera, Curculionidae. Gene Ontology annotation, cellular component: signaling receptor complex; basal plasma membrane.